Molecule: messenger RNA, 4103 nt
Organism: Erinaceus europaeus (western European hedgehog)
Lineage: Eukaryota; Metazoa; Chordata; Mammalia; Eulipotyphla; Erinaceidae
Gene: HMGCR
Product: 3-hydroxy-3-methylglutaryl-CoA reductase
Exons: 20
Coding region: 158-2812 (884 amino acids)
Biological process (GO): coenzyme A metabolic process; isoprenoid biosynthetic process; sterol biosynthetic process
Cellular component (GO): endoplasmic reticulum membrane; peroxisomal membrane
Molecular function (GO): NADP binding; protein binding; hydroxymethylglutaryl-CoA reductase (NADPH) activity
Source: RefSeq, a predicted model, not a curated record
CGGAGCCGCAGUGGGAGGAAGGCGGCACACGGGGUUGCAGCCUGAGCUGCUGGAAGCUGCACCAUCACCUUGCGCCUCUCAGGGAGUGUCACUCUCGUUCCUUUGUCUGUCGCUGCCUUCUUAAUUUGCUCUCAGGUCCGAGGAUUCUGUAGCUACAAUGCUGUCCAGACUCUUCCGAAUGCACGGCCUCUUUGUGGCCUCCCACCCCUGGGAAGUGAUCGUGGGAACAGUGACCCUGACCAUCUGCAUGAUGUCCAUGAAUAUGUUCACCGGUAACACUAAGAUCUGCGGCUGGAAUUAUGAGUGUCCGAAGUUCGAAGAGGAUGUUUUAAGCAGUGACAUUAUAAUCCUGACAAUAACACGAUGCAUAGCAAUCCUGUACAUCUACUUCCAGUUCCAGAACUUACGUCAACUUGGAUCAAAAUAUAUUUUGGGCAUUGCUGGCCUCUUCACAAUUUUCUCAAGCUUUGUCUUCAGCACAGUUGUUAUUCAUUUCUUAGAUAAAGAACUCACAGGUUUGAAUGAGGCCUUGCCCUUUUUCCUCCUUCUGAUUGACCUUUCCAGAGCAAGUGCACUAGCCAAAUUCGCACUCAGUUCUAAUUCACAAGAUGAAGUAAGGGAAAAUAUUGCCCGUGGAAUGGCGAUUUUAGGGCCCACUUUCACCCUCGAUGCUCUUGUAGAAUGUCUGGUGAUAGGAGUUGGGACCAUGUCAGGGGUGCGGCAGUUGGAGAUUAUGUGCUGCUUCGGCUGCAUGUCGGUUCUCGCCAGCUACUUCGUCUUCGUGACUUUCUUCCCGGCCUGCGUGUCCUUGGUGUUAGAGCUCUCCCGGGAAAGCCGCGAAGGCCGUCCCAUCUGGCAGCUCAGCCACUUUGCCCGAGUCUUAGAAGAGGAAGAAAAUAAGCCUAAUCCUGUCACCCAGAGGGUCAAGAUGAUCAUGUCUCUAGGUUUGGUUCUUGUUCAUGCUCACAGUCGCUGGAUAGCUGAUCCUUCUCCUCACAACAGCACAGCAGACAACCCCAAGGUUUCGUUGGGCUUGGAUGAAAGUGCGCCCAAAAGGAUUGAGCCCAGUGUUUCCCUGUGGCAGUUUUAUCUCUCUAAAAUGAUCAGCAUGGACAUUGAACAAGUCAUCACCCUAAGCUUGGCUCUCCUCCUGGCUGUCAAGUACAUCUUCUUUGAACAAGCGGAGACGGAGUCCACAUUGUCGUUAAAGAACCCCAUCACAUCUCCUGUCGCGACGCAGAAGCAAGCCCCGGGUGGUUGUUGUAGGCUGCCCAGGAAGAGCCAGAACUGUCAUGCCGUGGAGGAGGAGGAGGCGAGGGCGAUUCGAGAAAGGAAAGUUGAGGUCAUAAAGCCCCUGAUGACGGACACGGACAUGGACCCCUCAGGCAGAGCUACGUUUGUCAUUGGUGACUCCCUGCUCCGAGAGUCACCAGAGCUGGAGACACCUGAGGUGGAACUUCCUCCAGAGCCUCGGCCUAAUGAAGAAUGUCUGCAGAUCCUUGCAGACACAGAGAAAGGUGCCAGGCUCCUCAGCGAUGCAGAAAUCAUCCAGCUAGUGAACGCCAAGCACAUCCCAGCGUACAGACUGGAAACUGUGAUGGAGACCCACGAGAGGGGCGUAGCCAUCCGCCGACAGCUGCUCUCCCGACAGCUGGCACAGCCCUCUUCCCUGCAGUACCUGCCCUACAGAGGUUAUGACUACUCCCUGGUGAUGGGGGCUUGUUGUGAAAACGUUAUCGGCUAUAUGCCCAUCCCUGUCGGUGUGGCGGGACCUCUGUGCCUGGAUGGGAAGGAGUUCCAGGUGCCGAUGGCGACCACAGAAGGCUGUCUUGUGGCCAGCACUAAUCGAGGCUGCAGGGCAAUAAGUCUCGGUGGAGGUGCCAGCAGCCGAAUCCUCGCCGAUGGGAUGACCCGAGGCCCGGUAGUGCGUCUACCCCGAGCCUGCGACUCUGCAGAAGUGAAAGCUUGGCUGGAGACGCCUGACGGCUUCGCAGUGAUGAAGGAGGCGUUUGACAGCACCAGCAGAUUUGCGCGCCUACAGAAACUUCAUAUGAGUAUGGCUGGGCGAAAUCUGUAUAUCCGUUUCCAGUCCAGAUCAGGUGAUGCCAUGGGAAUGAAUAUGAUUUCUAAGGGCACAGAGAAAGCACUUUCAAAACUUCACGAGUAUUUCCCUGAAAUGCAGAUCUUAGCUGUUAGUGGUAACUACUGUACCGACAAGAAGCCUGCCGCUAUAAACUGGAUCGAAGGCCGAGGGAAGUCUGUUGUUUGUGAAGCUGUGAUUCCGGCCAGAGUCGUCAGAGAAGUGUUAAAGACGACCGCAGAAGCUCUGGUCGAAGUCAACGUCAAUAAGAACCUGGUGGGCUCUGCCAUGGCCGGGAGCAUUGGCGGCUUCAACGCCCACGCAGCCAACAUCGUGACUGCCAUCUACAUCGCCUGUGGCCAGGACGCAGCCCAGAACGUGGGUAGUUCAAACUGUAUCACCUUAAUGGAAGCGAGCGGCCCCAGCAAUGAAGAUCUGUAUGUCAGCUGCACCAUGCCUUCCAUAGAAAUCGGAACUGUUGGCGGGGGCACCAACCUACUGCCUCAGCAGGCCUGCCUGCAGAUGCUGGGUGUGCAGGGAGCCUGCAGAGACAACCCCGGCGAAAAUGCCCGGCAGCUCGCCCGGAUUGUGUGUGGCACGGUCAUGGCUGGGGAGCUGUCGCUGAUGGCAGCAUUGGCAGCAGGACAUCUUGUCAAAAGUCACAUGAUUCAUAAUAGGUCAAAGAUCAACUUACAAGACCUCCAAGGAGCCUGUGUUAAGAAGGCGGUUUGAGCAGCCCGGCUGUGCUCCGCUCCGACGUGGCUGUUAGGUUCUAAAGGACUGACAUAAAAUCUGUGAAUCACAAAUCUCAGUGCGACGUCUUGUUGAGGAUGAACGGGCAUGACCAGUGAGACCACUGCUUCGGCCUCAGUGGAUCUGAGGCUCUUCCCACGCAGACUCUCAGAUCCGAGAAGGGUUCGGGGCUGGACAUGCUGUGCUACUUAGAAAGCUGUGCUCUCAGGCGUGGUGGUGGUGGUGGUCUGCUGACUUGGGAAGGAAGAUAGAGAGUGGGAAAGAAUGUUUUCUUCUGAUGCCCUGGAGUUGGUGUGAUCAGCGUGAAGACUGUCCCUUCUCUCCCUUCUCCCACCCCUGGGUUGAAAAUGGAUUUUUAAAUUAUUCUGUAGCUAACACAGCCCCUGAUUUCAUAGUUAAUUUAUUAUUAAGUCUGGAUUAUAGUACUUGAAAUAAGAGCUAAUCUUAUUUUUUUGUAAACUAAUAUGUCACUUGGUGCUGGUCUAUUUUUAUUUUUGGGGUAGUUGACAUUACUCAUCAGAAAAGGGGAUUUGUUUUCCUUAAGGGAAGAAUUACUUUUGUUUCAAACCUACAGAAUAAUGUCCUCAGCAGUGCUUGGUUCUCAAUCAAGAAAACAAUUCACUGCAGUUAUUUACAGGCUGUUUGUUCCAAGAGUCUACUUGUCUAGACUGGCUACUGCAUAUGCCUCUGCAUAAGGUCUUAAGAAGCUGUUUUAUACUUCAUGCUGGCUAAACAGAGGUGACAGUUUAUCAGAAACAUCCAGAUCUCAGAGUAUGGAAAACACCCUCUGAGACAACUUGAUCUCGUAAAUACACUUAGCUGGGAGAAAAAGAAAACUAGUUUUUGUCCUCCCCCCCACCCCCAAGGAACUAUUAUCAACUGUGUAUGUUUUAAGAAAACUUACUAUGCUCAGAGUUUAUUGAAGCAUUCAAGAAAUGAAUCAACUUGAAUAUUGAUGACUUUCUAAACUUCACCCAGAAAUAAUCGUGUUAUAUAAUGUCCAAGAAACUCUGGCCUGCUUGUGAAGCCCAGUCAAGGGGGAGCUUGUGUCCCAGACCAGUGAAGGUGCCGUGCUGCCCGGAUGGCCCUGGAGGGCUGUGCCUUGUUCCCGUGACCAAGAGGUUGGCGACUGAAAGGCUCACAGGGCUCUCUGACGGACCCUUCAAAGCUCUUUGGUUCCCCAGGGGCUGAGGAGAGUUGUCAAAUCCUGGAAAAGUUUUUAAUGCGCAAGUUUUGUAUAAACAAUAAAGAAUUCUUAUUUUGUAUUACA